AUGUGUAUAAGAUGUCCUGUUGGUUAUUCGCGUCUUACUUACUCGCGUUUAAACCCCCGAGAGAUCGUAUACGAUAAGCACAAUGAGAAUCUUCCGCCUAGUCUGUUACCUCACGCGGAGCUUGGCCGACGGCAAGAUGAAAAUAUGAACAAAGAUGGUAGGAAUGGGGACCUAGAAAUGAGUCUAUUCACAUUCCGUAGAGAUCAAGAACAUGAGACGGGUCACAAUCUGGAGGAUCGUCAUGCGCCAGAGCUACAACCACAACCACAGCCGACUGAGAGCCAAAAACAAGUGGUAUCAGGAGUAUUGGUCAAGCGCAAUUUGGACAUGAGUAAAUGUGAAAGAUGCCGUUUGGAUAAGAAGAAGUGUCUUCCUACUGAUCGGGUCUGGCCGACAAAGUGCGAGCUCUGCAUUAAGAAAGGUUUUUCUUGUUCAGAGAGCAAGAGAUUGUUUCGCUCGACUAAGCAUGCGCUCACCCCAAUACUCUCGUCAACGAAUGUGGCUUCUACAUCAGCCACCUCUGUUGCUUUCGAGGAGUGCCUCAAACAAUGGUCUUUCCUACUGAGUUAUCGCACCAUGAUGUGGAAGGCUUGGGAAGAGGAUCUUGAAGAUCUGAAAGAACGCGCAAUAGCCCCCUUCUCUCCCGAAAAUCAUCCUUCCUUGAUACCGGUAUCAGCAUCGUAUAACCGUUUUUACAACUUCGUAAACUCUGAUAUCGACGAGAUGCUUGGUCGAUACUCCGAGGAGCUUCUCAAUGUGGAUACGGCAUCACCGAAUAUUCCAGGCUGGUUUCUUGUUGCCUCUCUUAGUCAAUUCGGGACCAAACUUGCCUGCUCCGAAUGCUAUCCUGCGCAUUCACGAUCGAAGGCUAGAUGGUUGGAGGAGACCCAAGAUACAUGCGGCGAACUGUUACUCGUACAGCACCGUUACAUACAUCAUACGUCUUUUAAAGGUCGGGAAAGCUACAUCGAUCUAUCAAAGGAAGUAGCGAAGCGGGCAAGUGCGGUCUGGGAGUCAUCCGGAACGUACGAUAUGGCUGAGUAUGCUAGAAAAAUCGGCGUCUGGCAUUCCGACAAGGUACUUUUCGAGUUACAUGACUGGGUUGAAGACUUGAACGAUUGCUUAGAGAGAUCUCAUUUACAUUUCUACAUGGACUGGGCUGCUAAUGGCAGCUUGAUCAAAGAUGAGUUCUACUUCUAUAAGGGUUUGUCCGAGCUGAAAGACAGCCAGGACAUACUCGGAAGAACGGCUUUGCUUAUAGCAUGUCAAGAAGAGUGGGAAGAGGCAGUUGUGCGCUUACUGGAAGAGAAGGCAGACCCUGGGCUCUCGACCAUAUACGGUAGUCUUCCCUUACAUUAUGCAGCUGCGACAGGGUCACUCGAGAUCUGCAAGCUAUUGCUAAUGCACAAGACGGAGUUCGACAUUAAAGCCGCGGAUAAUGCGAGCAAUACCGCAUUGGAUUGGGCGAAGGAGAAGGGACAUUACGAAGUAGUGGAACUGUUGUCUAUUCAGUACGCAGCAACAAAUUGA
Molecule: messenger RNA, 1530 nt
Organism: Alternaria rosae
Lineage: Eukaryota; Fungi; Ascomycota; Dothideomycetes; Pleosporales; Pleosporaceae
Product: ankyrin repeat-containing domain protein
Exons: 3
Coding region: 1-1530 (509 amino acids)
Biological process (GO): regulation of DNA-templated transcription
Molecular function (GO): DNA-binding transcription factor activity, RNA polymerase II-specific; protein binding; zinc ion binding
Source: RefSeq, a predicted model, not a curated record